GUAAAUGAAAAGGCCAAGUGUUGUGUUCCAUCCAAAAAAAGGCAGGGACUGAAGGAGAGAGAACGGACAAAUUAUGAGUAACGUUGCUACUAAGGUCGCCGUCGUCGGAAGCGGAAUUUCGGGAGCUGUAUGUGCGUCGACUCUGGCCAGGAAUGGGGUAUCAGUCGCCAUCCUUGACUCCGCUAGAGGCCCUGGUGGACGAAUGUCUCAGCGAAGAGAAAUUACUGAAGAUGGGAAGGAGCUGUUAUUUGACCAUGGUGCCCCUUACUUCACUAUCAGCAAUCCUGAUGUGUUGGGCCUUAUUCAUGAAUGGGAAGCUAGAGGUCUUGUUGCUGAAUGGAAACAGAAUUUUGGGUCUUUCGAUUGUAUUUUUAAACAGUUCUUCGAUAUAGAAAAGGAAGGAUUAAGUAAGAAAUAUGUGGGUGUCCCAGGAAUGAAUUCUAUAUGCAGAGCAUUAUGCCACGAGCCUGGAGUUGAAAGUAAGUUUGGGGUAGGUGUUGGGAAGAUAGAGUGGUUACAGGCCAAAGAUUUAUGGUCAUUGACAGGGUUGGAUGGCCAAAAUCUCGGUCAUUUCAACGGAGUGGUAGCAUCAGAUAAAAAUACAUGUGCUCCCAGAUUUACAAGUGUAACAGGACGACCAACUCCUCUAGGUAGGAGGGCUUUGCAUAGCUUUUGUUGGUUACUCAGUCAUAUUAUAUUUGUGGCCUUUUAUGCAUCAUGACAAUCAUUUGCCUUUUGUUUAUGACCUAGGUC
Messenger RNA from Ilex paraguariensis (yerba mate), 753 nucleotides. The record is from the annotation of a GenBank genome assembly. NCBI's taxonomy places the organism in Eukaryota, Viridiplantae, Streptophyta, Magnoliopsida, Aquifoliales, Aquifoliaceae.